Condylura cristata (star-nosed mole) is the source of this 3873-nucleotide messenger RNA. RefSeq names its product MMS22-like, DNA repair protein (gene MMS22L). The record is from RefSeq and is a predicted model, not a curated record. Lineage: Eukaryota; Metazoa; Chordata; Mammalia; Eulipotyphla; Talpidae. The transcript has 25 exons. Bases 151 to 3873 code for a protein of 1240 amino acids. Gene Ontology annotation, biological process: double-strand break repair via homologous recombination; replication fork processing. Gene Ontology annotation, cellular component: nuclear replication fork.
CGCGGGUUGAUUCUGCGGGCAUUGGAGCGGUGUUCUGCGCGGGCCAGGGCCUGUCUCGGGGAUUUAAAGUCCCACUUCCAGAAAUCUCAACACAACUUUGGAGCCCCGAUUCGAAAUGAAUCCCAAACUUUUCAGGACAUGAAGUAAACCAUGGAUAAUUGUUCCACUGCGUCGACCUUCCUGACUGACAGCUUAGAGUUGGAGUUGGGAACAGAAUGGUGCAAACCGCCUUACUUUUCUUGUGAUUUUGAUAAUAGGGGAGGAGGAAAACAUUUUUCUGGGGAGUCCUACCUUUCCAGUGGAGCUCUUAAACGACUAAUUUUGAAUCUUGAUCCUUUACCAACUAAUUUUGAAGAAGAUACAGUGGAAAUAUUUGGUAUUCAGUGGGUUACCGCAACAGCAUUAGUGAAUUCAUCUAGAGUGCUCUUUCAUUUAUUCAGGCAGCAGCUAUACAACUUGGAAACAUUAUUACAGGCUAGCUGUGAUUUUGGAAAAAUAACAACCCUGCACUGCAAAGCAGACAACAUUAGGCAGCAGUGUGUAACAUUUCUUCAUUAUGUUAAAGUUUUCAUCUUCAGAUACCUGAAAGUGCAAAAUGCUGGGAGUUAUAUGCCUGUCCAUCCUUAUGAGACUUUGGAGGCUCAGCUUCCCUCAGUUUUGGUUGAUGAACUUCAUGGAUUACUGUUGUAUAUUGGACAUCUAUUUGAACUUCCCAGUACUAAUCCAGGAGCAUUUGUAAAUCAAAAUGAGAUUAAGCUUUUCCCACCAUCGUGGCAUUUAUUACAUCUGCAUUUAGAUAUCCAUUGGCUUGUACUGGAAAUUCUUCACAUGCUGGGUGAAAAAUUGAAACAAGUCGUAUAUGGUCAUCAGUUUAUGAAUCUGGCAAGUGACAAUUUGACCAGUAUCAGUCUAUUUGAAGAACAUUGUGAAAAUCUCCUUUAUGAUUUAAUAAGCCUAUCACUCAACAGGUAUGACAAGGUUAGGCCACCUGAAGCAUUAAGGAGUCACCACUGCCCAUGUACAUGUAUAAAAGAAUUAUGGGUUCUACUCAUUUAUCUUCUUGAUCACAGAAGUAAAUGGUCUCUCUCAGAAUCAUUUUGGAACUGGUUGAAUAAACUACUUAAAACACCCUUUGAAAAGUCGUGUGACCGAAGAAGUUCUUCUGUGACUGUAAUCCACCCUAGAGAUCCACUAGGUUUUAGUUGGUGGAUUAUUACUCAUGUAGCUUCAUUUUACCAGUUUGAUCGCCAUGGAGCACCAGAUAAUAUGAGACAUAUGGAGUCAAACUGGAACUUUGUAGAAGAACUAUUGAAAAAGUCUGUCAAUAUUCAGGAUGGUAUACUAGAAGAACAGUUGCGAAUGUAUCUUCACUGUUGUUUGACACUUUGUGAUUUUUGGGAACCAAACAUUGCAAUUGUCACAACUCUGUGGGAAUAUUUUAGCAAGAACCUGAAUAGUUCUUUCAGUAUUUCUUGGCUUCCUUUGAAAGGCCUUGUAAGUAUUGUUAAGUCACCCUUGUCUAUGAUAGAAAUGGUGAAGACCUGCUGUUGUGAUAAACAAGACCCAGACCUCUAUAAGUCCAGCAGUAGUUAUACCAUUUUCCUCUGCAUUUUGGCUAAAGUUGUUAAAAAAGCAACAAAGAACAAUGGUCCUCACCCUUGGAAACAAGUCAAAGGCAGAAUAUAUUCUAAAUUCCAUCAAAAAAGAAUGGAAGAACUAACUGAAGUUGGUCUGCAGAACUUUUUCAACCUUUUUCUACUGUUAGCAGAUGUUGCAGAGCUAGAAGAUGUAGCAAGUCAUGUUUUAGACCUCCUGAAUUUCCUCAAGCCUUCCUUUAUGACAUCUCCUCUAAUUUGGAAGGGUCAGAUGGCCUUCCUCUUGAUGUAUACUGAAAAAAAUCUGGACAUUGGUGUUUUGGCUGAGAAAUUUUCAGGUGCUUUCCGGGAGAAAGCAAAGGAAUUCUUAGUAUCUAAGAAUGAUGAGAUGGGACAGAGACGGACUCUCUGGACACUUCUUUCUAUCUACAUUGAUGGUGUUCAAGAAGUGUUUGAGACCAGCCAUUACUUGCAUCCAUCCCAUGAAAAACUGCUCAAUGAUGGAUUUAGUAUGCUUCUGCGAGCUUGUCAAGAAUCUCAACUUAGAACAGUGUUAAAUUUUCUACAGGCUGUUCUGGCCAGAAUCAGGAGUAUGCAUCAACAAUUGUGUCAAGAACUUCAAAGGGCGAAUGGAAACCUGAUUGUACAGUCUUCAUUAUCAGCUAAAGAGCGCCACCUUGCUGCAGCUGCCAGUGCCCUGUGGAAACAUUUCUUUUCAUUUUUGAAGAGUCAGAGAAUGUCACAGAUUGUACCGCUCUCACAACUUGCAGAUGCAGCGGCUGACUUCACUUUGCUGGCAAUGGACAUGCCGAGCACAGCUCCAUCAGAUCUUCAACCUCAGCCAGUUAUAUCAAUGAUACAACUUUUUGGUUGGGAUGAUAACAUCUGGCCUGAAGUUGUAGCAAGAUAUUUAAGUCAUUUCCUACAAAACAGCGUGUUAUGUGAAGCACUUUCUCAUUCAAACUGUGUAUCCUUUCAAGCCUUAACUGUAAGAUCGUGGAUACGCUGUAUUUUGCAAAUGUAUGUGAAAAGCCUCAAUGCUACUGAUGAUUUGUACAUUGAUAUAAACCCUGAACAGGCAGUUGAGAAAGACUAUGUGGAUCAACUGACUGAACUGACAAGGUUGCUAUUUAAACUCUCAGAAGUAAAGAAUAUUUUCUCAAAAUCUCAAGUUGAAUGUUUAUCCAUACCAGAAGACCCUCAAAAAGCACUUGCUCUAUUCUUUGAGGCUGUUGGUGUAACUUACAGUAAUCUGCAGACACUUUCUGAUAAAUCUGCCAUGGUCACAAAGUCUUUAGAAUAUCUUGGUGAAAUACUAAAAUAUAUAAAACCUUAUUUGGGGAAAAAGAUUUCCAGUGCAGGACUGCAGCUGACUUACAGGAUGAUGGGAACGCUUGUUAAAUCAUGGGCACAGAUCUUUGCUACCUCUAAAGCCCAAAAAUUACUAUUCCGGAUUAUAGAUUGUUUAUUGCUGCCACAUACAGUGUUACAGCAAGAGAAGGAGCUGCCUGCACCUAUGUUGACUGCAGUUCAGAAGAGUCUUCCUUUGUAUCUCCAGGGUAUGUGUAUCGUGAGUUGUCAGUCUCAAAAUCCAAAUGCCUAUUUGACUCAAUUGCUAGGGAAUGUUAUUGAGCAGUAUAUUGGCCGAUUUCUUCCAGCUUCACCACAUGCUUUAGGUUUUGGACAACAUCCUGUUUUGUUGGCAUUGAGAAACUCAGCCACUGUUCCAUUGAUGUCAUCCCUAAGGAAAUGCAUUGUACAAGUCUUAAGGAAAUCCUAUUUUGAGUAUAAAGGGACCUUGCUCCCACCUCGUUUAGCAUCCAUUUUGGCCUUUAUCCUGCAACUGUUCAAAGAAACUAACAUAAACAUUGCUGAUGUUGAACUUCUUCUCCCUGGUGUCUUAAAAUGUUUGGUGUUGGUCAGUGAACCCCAAGUUAAAAGGCUGGCCACAGAGAACCUGCAAUACAUGGUAAAAGCCUGCCAAGCGGGGUCAGAAGGAGAACCUGCCGCCCAGCUGACUUCUGUGUUUAGGCAUUUUAUCCAGGAUUAUGGUAUGACAUACGAUUAUCAGAUUUACAGCCUUUUAGAAACAGUGGCAGCACUGGACCAGCAGGUUGUUAUCCACUUGAUUUCUACCCUCACUCAAUCGCUUAAGGACUCAGAGCAGAAAUGGGGUGUUGGCAAAAAUAUAACACAAAGGGAAGCCUAUAGCAAACUUUUAUCCCACCUAGGACAAGUAGGACAAGCUGAGAUACAGAGACUGAAAAACGACAUCUAA